This is a messenger RNA of Galeopterus variegatus (Sunda flying lemur), 1641 nucleotides long. RefSeq names its product F-box and leucine-rich repeat protein 21 (gene FBXL21). The transcript is spliced from 4 exons. Lineage: Eukaryota; Metazoa; Chordata; Mammalia; Dermoptera; Cynocephalidae. Gene Ontology annotation, cellular component: nucleus; cytosol; SCF ubiquitin ligase complex. The record is from RefSeq and is a predicted model, not a curated record. The coding region runs from base 13 to 1317 and encodes 434 amino acids. Gene Ontology annotation, molecular function: protein binding. Gene Ontology annotation, biological process: regulation of cell cycle; entrainment of circadian clock by photoperiod; SCF-dependent proteasomal ubiquitin-dependent protein catabolic process.
AAUGUUUACAGAAUGAAGAGGAACAAUUUAUCUAUUGUGAAUAAAACUGUCCAGUCUUCACCAGCAGUGAAACAGCCAAAACUUGGGUUCUACACUUCUCUCAACCAGACUUAUAUGUACACUAUUUGUCUAGACUGGGGAAGUUUGCCUCACCAUGUGGUAUUACAAAUUUUUCAAUAUCUUCCUUUGAUAGAUAGGGCCCAUGCAUCUUCUGUAUGUAGGAGAUGGAACGAAGUUUUUCAUAUACCCGACCUUUGGAGAAAGUUUGAAUUUGAAUUGAACCAGUCAGCUACUUCAUAUUUUAAGUCCACUCAUCCUGAUCUCAUUCAGCAGAUCAUUAAAAAGCAUGCUGCCCAUCUCCAAUAUGUCAGCUUUAAGGUUGAUAGUAGUACUGAAUCAGCAGAAGCUGCUUGGGAUAUACUUUCUCAGCUGGUAAAUUGUUCUAUCCAGACCUUGGGCUUGAUUUCAACUGCCAAGCCAAGUUUUAUGAAUGCGUCAAAGUCUUAUUUUGUGUCAGCACUUAUAGUUGUUUUUGUCAACUCAAAAUCAUUAUCGUCGAUCAAAAUUGAAGACACACCAGUAGAUGAUCCUUCACUGAAGAUUCUUGUGGCCAAUAAUAGUGAUACUCUAAGACUCCUAAAAAUGAGUAGCUGCCCUCAUGUUUCAUCUGAUGGAAUCCUUUGUGUAGCUGAUCAUUGUCGAGGCCUCAGAGAACUGGCAUUGAAUUACUACAUUCUAAGUGAUGAGCUUCUCCUAGCACUUUCAAGUGAGACUCAUGUUAACCUUGAACAUCUUCGAAUUGAUGUUGUGAGUGAAAACCCUGGACAGAAUGAAUUUCAUUCUAUUAAAAAACACAGUUGGGAUGCACUUAUUAAACACUCGCCUGGAGUUAAUGUUGUGAUGUACUUCUUUUUAUAUGAAGAGGAAUUCAAGACAUUCUUCAAAGAAGAAACCCCUGUUACUCACCUUUAUUUUGGUUGUUCAGUAAGCAAACCAAUUCUAGGAAGGAUAGGUCUUAACUGUCCAAGACUAAUUGAAUUAGUGGUAUGUGCUAAUGGUCUGCAGCCCCUUGAUAAUGAACUCAUUUGCAUUGCUCAACACUGUAAAAAUUUGACAGCCUUGGGCCUCAGCGAAUGUGAAGUUAGUUGCAGUGCAUUCAUUGAGUUUGUAAGACUCUGUGGGAGAAGGCUAACCCAGCUCUCUAUAAUGGAGGAAGUUUUGAUCCCUGAUGACAAUUAUAGCCUUGAUGAAAUUCACACUCAAGUCUCUAAAUACUUGGGAAGAGUAUGGUUCCCUGAUGUGAUGCCUAUCUGGUAAUUGGCUACCAAAGAUUCUGAACUUUUUUUUUUAAUCAGUAGCUGCUUUUUUCCUAUGCAAAUGUAAUUUUAAGAUGCACUGUUGAAAUAUUUCAGGUUAAGUAUUUUAUCCUUUGCAAACUGUCUUAAUGGAUUGCUGCAGAAACAUUUGAGAAAAUAUGAGAAAUUUGAAAAGCUUGAAAUCUCUAUAAAUAGGGCACAGACACUGUAUAUGGAUUAGAUGGUUGAUAUGCUAAAAACUAUGGAUAGUUUCUAAGUAGAUUCCUCAGCCUUCCUUGAAGGCAUAUUUUAGCUUGCUAAGUAAAUUUAUAAUAUUGAACUUGAA